AUAUGGGCCUGCCUCUGCUGGUGAGGUGGCCACAAUGGUGCGUGGGAAUGGGAUGCUCUGUGACCCAGGUGGUGUGGGCUGAGUCCUGGGAGCCAAAGGGCAGAGGCAGGAUCAGCCGUGGGAUUCCAGCCUUGGUCUUCCGUGGUAAGCUCCACAAAGGCAGGAAAGUCUGUCCCUGUCUAGGACAGUGGCUGGCACACGAGGGCCAUCGGUAAACACUUGGAUGAACGAGGCUCAGAGACACGCAGCGCUCAAGGUCACACAGCAAGUCAGUGAGGGAGGGGGUGUAAAACCAGGGCCAAGGCUGCAGCAGACAGCAAAUCCAAAGGAGUGUUCCACUCAAUUCUGGGAACUCCCAACCCCAGGCUCUGGGAGAAGGAGCAGACACACACCAAUGUGCGAAUGCAGCUGCAACACUCGCUGGAAAGAGAGCUGCACGGGGGACUAUGACACUGCAGUGAGAACGAAGAAACUGACUCCACAUGUGAGCAUGGAGGAGCAGCCCCAGCAUGGCAGAAGAAGAGACAGAGUGCAGGGCAUGAGCCUGGAGGCUGGGAGGCCCAGGAGGAGGCUGGCACAACGGAGAGGGGACACGCCAUGCAGUCCAAGGAUCCUCGAUCAGGGUUUUGAAGCGUGAAGAAAAUUCUCCAGGCUGAUCUGAAGGAUAGAACAUCCCAGGGAGAGAGAUCAGCUAGGAACAAGGCAGAGAAGACAGGUUGCUGUGAAUGACUAUGUUUUAAAUUACACAAGUGGCAUAUACUCAGAACAUAUCAAAACAACAGCCCACAGUCAUAAAGGGAAAAGUGCCCCCUCCACACCGCGGGUCUGCAGCACACUUCUCAGAACUAACAACUAUCAUCAUCCAGGUACAUGUCUCCCCAGGUGUUUUUCAAUCUCUACACAAAUAUUUUAAAAACAAAA
Messenger RNA from Symphalangus syndactylus (siamang), 921 nucleotides. RefSeq lists its product as uncharacterized. NCBI's taxonomy places the organism in Eukaryota, Metazoa, Chordata, Mammalia, Primates, Hylobatidae. The record is from RefSeq and is a predicted model, not a curated record.